GCAGCGCGGCGGCAGCGGCGAGAGUGAAAGAGGAAACUGCAGAAGAGGAAGCGCCGCCGCAGCCCGAACCCCGGCUCCCGCGCCCGGCAUCCCCGCGCCGCCCCCUCCCCAGCGCGCCCCCGGCCCGCCCUCCGCGCCGCGCUUUCCGUCUGCCAUGGCCCGGGAGAACGGGGAGAGCAGCUCGUCCUGGAAAAAGCAAGCCGAAGACAUCAAGAAGAUCUUCGAGUUCAAGGAGACCCUGGGAACUGGCGCCUUUUCUGAAGUGGUUCUGGCUGAAGAGAAGGCAACUGGAAAACUCUUUGCGGUGAAGUGCAUCCCCAAGAAGGCGCUGAAGGGCAAGGAAAGCAGCAUAGAGAAUGAGAUCGCUGUGCUGAGGAAGAUUAAGCAUGAAAACAUCGUUGCCCUGGAAGACAUUUACGAAAGCCCAAAUCACUUGUACUUGGUCAUGCAACUUGUGUCUGGUGGAGAGCUGUUUGAUCGGAUAGUGGAGAAGGGGUUCUACACCGAGAAGGAUGCCAGCACGCUGAUCCGCCAGGUCUUGGAUGCUGUGUACUAUCUCCACAGAAUGGGCAUCGUCCACAGAGAUCUCAAGCCUGAAAAUCUGUUAUAUUACAGUCAAGAUGAGGAAUCCAAAAUAAUGAUCAGUGACUUUGGAUUAUCCAAAAUGGAGGGCAAAGGAGAUGUGAUGUCCACAGCCUGCGGAACCCCAGGCUAUGUUGCUCCUGAAGUUCUUGCCCAGAAGCCCUACAGCAAAGCCGUUGACUGCUGGUCCAUUGGGGUGAUCGCCUAUAUCUUGCUAUGUGGCUACCCUCCCUUCUACGACGAAAAUGACUCCAAGCUCUUCGAACAGAUCCUCAAGGCUGAAUACGAGUUCGACUCCCCUUACUGGGAUGACAUCUCAGACUCUGCAAAAGACUUCAUUCGGAAUCUGAUGGAGAAAGAUCCAAAUAAAAGGUACACUUGUGAGCAAGCAGCUCGGCACCCAUGGAUCGCUGGUGAUACGGCCCUCAGCAAGAACAUCCACGAGUCCGUCAGUGCCCAGAUCCGGAAGAACUUUGCAAAAAGCAAGUGGAGACAAGCGUUUAACGCCACAGCUGUCGUAAGACACAUGAGAAGACUCCACCUCGGCAGCAGCCUGGACAGUUCAAAUGCAAGUGUUUCGGGCAGCCUCAGUCUGGCCAGCCAAAAAGAUUGUGCGCCUGGUACCUUCCACGCUCUGUAGUUUCAUUUCUUCUUCGUCGGGGGUCUCAGGAGUCGGAGCUGAGCGGAGACCCAGGCCCACCACUGUGACAACAGUGCACACUGGAAGCAAGUGACUGUCCCCGCCACCCCACCUGCCAGAGAGGGGGCGGGGCCAGGGGCAGGGAGCCACUCCAGCCAGACCCCAGCCUGCAUGGUGCGCCUUCCUGCCUAGGACUGGAAGACAGAAGUUUUUUAUGGCCAUAUUUUAUACUGCGACUCUGAAGCGUUCAUUUCUCACAAACUCUACUGACUCAAGGGGAGCUGUUCUCAUAGGACCUGGUGCUGUACAUAGGAAUCCUGCAAAGCUCUAACCGACGGGCCUGCCUCUCUUCUCCCCAGCCGCCCUCCAUCCCACUUGGCUCCGUGUAGGUGACUGUGGUAUAUCCCCUCCCACGCCCGCCAUCAGUGACAUGCACACACACACACAAAGGUUUCAACUGGAUUAUUUAAAUAUUGCUAAAUAUUGUGCGUUAGGGUUCGAUUUUGUUUUUCCUUUUAAGAAGUUUGUCCUUGCCAACCCUAGCUCUCAGUAACCUGACUUCUCUCUAGCUUUGGCACUCUUUAAGGGUAGUUUUGUAUGAUCCUUUAAAGAGAUUUUCCUUUCCUCCCCUCCGAGGGAAAUCUUCAUGGUGUUUUUGGAAUCUGUCUCCAAGGCUGAGAGCACACUUGACUCCUCUUUGUCUUUUUUUCUUGUCCCCCUGCUCUCAUAGAUGUCAUCUCUGUGGUCCUGCAGGGCUCACCUCUCUUCAGGGGAACUUUGGGAGGAAAGCUGCAUGUCAGCACUCCUCCCAGCAGCCCCUCAGGGGAAGACCCCAUCCAGCUCCAGUCCCCAGGGAGGGAGCUCUUGGGCCAUGAUGGGUCAGAAAAAGGCAACCUGCUCCCUUCCCGCCCUUCCCCGUACUCACACACACCAGGCUACACUUCAUAUGUAGGCUGAAGAGCCGCCCAUAAACAGAGACAUAGGAGCUUCCCUUAUAAGCUGCUCACCCACAGCCCUCAUUUCUCAUGAUGGAGGGACAGGUGACAACUCUGAUCUCAGCUAUGCAGUUUUCAAAAUGAAUCUCUUUCUCUCUGUGACUUUUUUUUUUUGUAUAUCCAUUUCUAAUCUUAAAUUCCAAAUGGCCUCCAGCACCCACAGUUACUUCUCCAUAUUUGUAGCCCAGUCUUAUAGGUGUGUUGUUCAAGUGAAGGUAAAAAAGUGAUGUGGAAAGGAGGCUCUUUCUCUGGGAUGGUAAGGAAAGGUGACCUGCUGUGUGGUCAGGACACUAACCACUGCCCAGGUGGCUCUGCAGGCCUAGGGGACUCAACAUCAAAGGUCUGUGGCUAGACAGGACAGCAGAGGCCCCAAGGGUUUCCCAGCAUGCAGUACUGUUAGUGCUACAACCAGAAACUCGGGGGUCAUUGUGGAUCACUGGGUUGGAGAGGUGUGUGGGGAGAGGGAACCAUGCAAGCAGCCUACAGGUGUCAGCUUUGCCAAAGCUGCCCCCAAGUCCUCAUGCCAGUGUGGUACCCUGAGUUACCACUCCACGUGGUCAGCCUCAAACCUGCAAAUCCGGUAGGUGUCUAUACCCAGGAGGUCUGCCUGAUGGCACAGUCACUUUCCAGGCUGUUGUCCUCUGACCCUUCCACAGUAAGCUGCUCGUGGAAGGUUCUGUGAAGCCAUCGUUGUCACCUCCACACCCUUUGCCUAUGUUAAGGCCAGAUGUUUAGGGAUGUACCCCAGUGCUCCCCAACACACACACCCUUUUUGUUACUACCCUCAGCAGUCUACCCUGCCUCUCAGAGCACAUGCAAGAGUAAAUAUGGAAAGGCAGGCAGCUUCGCUACCUUGAUUCAGGCACAUGCAUACCAGGUGAGACAUCAAGCUUUUCCAUUUAUGUAGGAAAAAGCCUGGAAAAUGCCAGCAGACCCAAUCGAGAGGCGAAUGUCACCUGAGUUAGUAUGCAUCCCUGCCCCCAGCACCUUCACAAGGGCUGCGAUGUGGAUAUUAUGAAUGGUACUGGAGGACCUAGGAGCUUCUGCAGGAGGUUGGUAUGACGUUACUACC
Molecule: messenger RNA, 3289 nt
Organism: Ochotona curzoniae (black-lipped pika)
Lineage: Eukaryota; Metazoa; Chordata; Mammalia; Lagomorpha; Ochotonidae
Gene: CAMK1D
Product: calcium/calmodulin dependent protein kinase ID
Exons: 11
Coding region: 155-1222 (355 amino acids)
Biological process (GO): peptidyl-serine phosphorylation
Cellular component (GO): intracellular anatomical structure
Molecular function (GO): ATP binding; calmodulin binding; calcium/calmodulin-dependent protein kinase activity
Source: RefSeq, a predicted model, not a curated record